Maylandia zebra (zebra mbuna) is the source of this 3323-nucleotide messenger RNA. It is a transcript of the gene dachb, whose product is annotated as dachshund b. Gene Ontology annotation, cellular component: nucleus; transcription regulator complex. Gene Ontology annotation, biological process: regulation of transcription by RNA polymerase II. Lineage: Eukaryota; Metazoa; Chordata; Actinopteri; Cichliformes; Cichlidae. Gene Ontology annotation, molecular function: RNA polymerase II cis-regulatory region sequence-specific DNA binding; DNA-binding transcription factor activity, RNA polymerase II-specific. The record is from RefSeq and is a predicted model, not a curated record.
UUUCCACGCACGGAUACCCGGAGCGAGAGCUCCUUCUGGAUAGAACGAGAGGCGAGUGGAAGCUGAGGCGAGGAAAUCAAAAAUAGAAACGGAAAAAGUGAGUGGAAGCCCAACAGCAGAGACGCACAAGUGUUGUUUUUCCCUCUCCCAGCUGGACAGAGCGAGAGGACGAAAGAAAGUGCGUGUGAGAGUGUGAAAGCCUCAGUGCGUGCGCGCGUCUUCACCGCUGACCUUCCGUCAUGUCGCUCCCCGGCUCCCCUCCGCUCCUCUCGCCGGGCUCGGGCGCCCCAACUCCGGUCGCGCUCUACCGCUCUGCCCCGGAUGCGCUCCACACAUCCGUCGCCUCCACCGGCACCUCCAGCCCGGCGCACACCAACUCCCACUCCCACUCCCUGUCCCCGUCUCCACGGCUCACCAGCAGCAUGCUCAGCGCUUUCCUGCCUGGACCGGGAGGCGCACUGGCCGGCUUGGGGAACGGCGGCUCCACCGCCCCUCUGGGUCCCCUGAGCGGGUUGGGCUCGCUGAGCACAGCCGGCCUGACUCCGGGCUCCCCCAGCCUGGCGCAGACUUCGUCCGGCUCGGGUCUGUGCAGCGAGUGCAAACUGGUGGAGGUGCACGGCGUGAAGGUGGCCAGCUUCAGCGUGGACGGCCAGGAGCUGAUAUGCCUGCCGCAGGUGUUCGACCUCUUCCUGAAGCACCUGGUGGGCGGGCUGCACACCGUCUACACCAAGCUGAAGAGGCUGGACAUCACGCCCGUGGUGUGCACCGUGGAGCAGGUGCGCGUCCUGCGGGGACUCGGCGCCAUCCAACCCGGCGUGAACCGCUGCAAGCUCAUCUCCAGGAAGGACUUCGAGACGCUGUACCAGGACUGCACCAGCGCCAGCUCUCGCCCAGGCCGUCCUCCCAAGCGUUGUUCUGGUGCAGGGAUCCAGGAAAGCCCCAGGCUGCUUCACCCAGGCCUCCCCGGCCUGCUGUCCCCCAGCCUGCUGUCCCACACUGGCCUGACAGCUGCAGCCAUGGCCGAGCUCCAGAAGCUUCAGAAGAUGAAGAUGAUGAUGAGCCUCCAGAACGGUAAUGAGUCAGACAACGAGGACUUACACUCCAAUACAGGAGGAAGUGAGUGUUCCUGGGAUAAGGAGCGUCUGACCAGCCCCCCUGCUGGUGCCCACAGCGGAGGGCCGGGAGGAGGAGGAGGUGGUGGUGGUGGAGGAGCACCACCAGUGGGAGGAGGAGGAGUAGCUGGUACUGGUGGUGCAGCGGGAGGUGCCGGGAGGGGGCCCACCUUAGGAGCUGUCAAUCAGCAACAGCAACUCCAGCAGCAACAGCUACUGGCAAACAGGUUGGAUCUGCCUUUUAUGAUGAUGCCCCACCCUCUGCUGCCCAUGGGGCUGCCGCCUGCGUCUGUUGCCAUGGCGAUGUCACAGAUGAACCACCUAAGCACCAUUGCCAACAUGGCUGCUGCAGCCCAGCAGAUACACACUCACGUACACCGUGCACCUGUCAUCAAGGAGAGAGUGUGCGACAGCCCCUCGCUCUCCCCGUCUGUUGACGAAACCAAUACUCCUCUGCAGUCGCAGCCCAGCAGCUCAGCCUCCAGCUCGCCUGAAAGACUGGGACUGGUGUCAGCUGAUGCAGAUGUUGCGCUGACCAACUCUACUCCACCCAUCAAGAAAAUAACAAAGGACAAAGAGGAGUCUCCGCUCGGACAAACCCUGCCGCCCGGGUUUCCUGCUCCGUUCCUGUUCGCUGACGGCCUGUCGUCAGUGGAGACCCUCCUCACCAACAUACAGGGCCUGCUGAAGGUGGCUGUGGAGAACGCCCGGGCGCAGGACAAACAGAUCCAGGCGGAGAAGAGGGAGCUGAAGAUGGAGCUCUACAGGGAACGGGAGAUGAGAGAGAGUCUGGAACGACAGCUCACCUCUGAACUACAGAGCAGAGCCUCCAUCCAGAAGCGGCUGAAGAAGGAGAAGAAGGCCAAGAGGAAGCUGCAGGAGGCGCUGGAGUUCGAGUCGAAGAGGAGGGAGAGAGUGGAGGACGCUCUGAAACACUCGUCCUCGUCCUCCCCUUCUCCUGAGCCGCUGCACGCUGCCAACAACAACAACAACAAAAAGAACGACGCUGCUGUAGCCGAGGACAAACCUGAAGUUAAUGGGAACCAGCAAGACAACGGCGCUGUACAAGAAUCGCGGCCGUUUCUGAAGACUCCCAUGAUGUUCUAGAGGGAGACUCCGCCUCCAGAAUCCCGGCCCUGCACAGAAGAACUCCACCAGCCCACUUCCACGGCAGCCUGGAUCACCACAGAUAUGACCUCCCCAGGCGGGACUCUAUCUUUGCUGCAGAGCGACCUUUUUUUGACGUUGCUAUGAUAAAAAUGGGACUACUAAGAGACAAACUCCCUAUCUGGACGUACUUUGGGGCCUGUCUCUCUACCUUCUCUUUCUCCUUCUUCUUCUUUUUAGACAAACUUCACUCCAUUCAUUCCUCUUUAUCUGUCCUUGCAGCAGAACUUGUUCCUCAUUUGUUUCCGAAACUGAAAACUGAAAGUCAUUCCCAAGGAUUUGAAAAAAAAAAAAAAAAAAAAGAGGCAGCAAGAUGUGACUGGGCUGGAUGACGUCAACAUACUCUCAAAUUCGGACAGAUGAGAAUCAACAUGGUUGGACAUGAUUUAGAAAAAUCAGUUAAAAGAAAAAAUUCCAAGGCUGUUGAUGAUUUGCAGGAGCUAAAAAGUUUCAACUCUCACUCUCUAAGUGUGUCGCUGGACAAGAGAAACAAAAAACACACAAAUAAAUAAAUAAAUGAAUAAAAGGGAGGCAUGUAUAAAAUAUCAGGAAGGAACAAACUGAAGAUGAAAAGAGGAAAACAACUUGGGAGGCUAUUUCUGUCUUGUGUUUCAUUAAUUUUUAUUUUCCGUACAGGGACUGAAAAGAAUGCAUGGGAAAACUUUUGUGUUGUUGUUUGGCUUAUUUUAACCUCCAUACACUCCUUAACUUGAACUCUCCCUUUUCUUCCCCCUCUUAUGAACUCCCCACCACCUCUUCAUUUCAUUUCUACCUCUUAUUUUUUUUAAAUCCUUUUUAUUAAACCCCUCCCAUCCUUCUGUAUAUUCCCACUGCCCAAUUCCUCUCUUUCAUACUUGUUUUUUUCCCGUCUACCUCUUCGACGUCUUCUCUCUCCCUCUCUCUGUAAAGGAGACAUUACUCUGAAAAUGUUGGAUGCAGCUUUUCGAUGUAUGAAGUAUUUUCUAUCACCCUUAAAACAACCUAUGGAAUCAGUUUAUGAAACAAUGCAAGAGUUAAAAAAAAAAAAAAAAAAAAAAAAAAAAA